GCAAAUGACGUCAGUUGCUAAUUCAAAGGUGUCUCCAAGGAUUCUUUUGAGAUUAAAAAUCUUCCUUGAGGAUGGACAGUACUCAUCCAGUAGCAUAAGAUUCGCAUACAUUAAUUGUAUUUAUGAAUAUGUGCUAAAAUAUACAUAACGAUGAGGAUCCAUGAUGGCGUUAGAAGGAAGAAGAAUCCUUGGCGCCAGAACGUUGAAGUAAUCAGAGGCGGUCAGUGUUCCUCAUCUGGAAUUCAUUUUAUCACCGACGCAAAAUGCAAUUUGUAGGAAUUCUCCUCAAGGCCUGGCAAUGUUCGACGUCGAUAAACCAAGCCAGGCCGGAAGCAGAUAGACUAUCGCGGCAGCGAGUGACGACGGAAGUGAUGUUCCCGCCUUCCAUUAGGAGCGGAAUAACCCCGAAACCCGGCAUCCCUGUUCCAUUCAUAGAUACAGAACGAUCUGACCAGUUGAAAUUUUACUUUUUCGCCGUUUGUUCGAGUCCUGUCUUUUCUGGAUCCGCAGGUUCAUUUUUUCCUGAAGGAUCGACCGUGUUCAUCCGCUCCGUGUUGACCCCUGCUAACAUGUGCAUCAGAUUUUAAUUUUCUAAACUCGCGAAGGAGUCGAACAAGCCUUCUGGUUAUCGAGUUAUGAGUUGUGCGAAUUAUUUUCUUGGGAGGUAAACGUUCUUAGAAUGAAGAUAUCUCUGACGCCUCUUCUUUUGUGGACACUCUUCUUGGCACAGUGCGUUGUUUCCUAUGUUUCAGUGCAGAACAGGUGUCCCGUGGUGAGGCUGGCAAAUGGCAAAGUCCGAGGAAGGGCCAGGGGAAGAAUCAUCAGAUUCAGUUGUUACGAGGGUUUCAUUCUUGUUGGUAACAAGUACUCCACUUGUAUUCGAGGCCAAUGGGAUACACCUACGCCUGUAUGCGUCAAUGCAGCAUGCGCCCCGCCACCAGUACCGGAGCACGCUAUGAUUGGAACAAAAUACAACGGCGCAAUAUUAUUAUUUUUCUGCCAACCUGGUUACGCGCUGAUUGGUUCUCCUGAAAUUUAUUGCAACGGAAUGCAAUGGAACGGGACAACACCGCAUUGUCGAGACACAACUGCGGCAGCUCCGACGGAGUGCAAUUUCGAGAAACCGGAUUUAUGUUGGUGGGAACAAGAUCCUCAACACGAUUUCGAUUGGCGACGACAUAAUUUUCAAACACCAAGUUCUCAUAUAGGGACUGGUCCAACGCAUGAUCACACCUUGGGACCUGGAAAUGAUGGUUAUUAUUUAUACAUCGAAGCAUCUGGAAGACUAGAAAACGACACGGCAAGGAUCAUUUCUCCGAUUUACAACGCUUCGUACACGGACGACGGUUGUUUUUCGUUCUGGUAUCAUAUGUUCGGAGGCACGAUAGGCGCUCUAAACGUGUAUUUCAAAGCAGAGAAGGAUCCUUGGCCACGAUUAAUGUUCAGCAAAGAAGGUGACCAAGGGAAUCAAUGGUUCCACGGUAUUUUCAAUCUUCCCAAAGCUGAGAAAGGUUUCCAGAUCAUAAUUGAGGGUGUGCGUGGCAAAAAUUACGUGAGCGACAUCGCUAUCGACGACGUCGCCAUUUUGCAGGGCGACAAGUGUCGCGAGGCAAGCAAAACGGAAUCCGACGGUGUCACAGAAGGCGACGAAGAUCAAAUCGAACAAGUGAACGCACAGCAGAGCUGCCGUGGAAGAUGUAAAAAUAGUGUGACAUACAGUUUUACGACCGCGAUGCCGCCCACGUUAUCCGAUGCUUGUCUUUGUACCCUCGACUGUGCUGAACAUUCGAUUUGUUGUCCGGAUUACGCGGAAUACUGUGUUCUAGGAUACACAGAAGAAGGUACUAAUGCAGAACCAACUACAGGCACGCACAUAACCCAAGGACCUUCUAUUAUUUACAAGGAAAAAAUCACUACGCUAUCCGACAUGGCCGUGUGGACUGGGUUUUACGAUCAUAAGGGUAUCUCCAUAAAUCCGAAAGACGACAUCGAUCCUGUCACUCUAAGGUCGUGGACGAUCAGCCCAAUCGACGUAACCACACGAAAAAUUACGAAGCCGGUGAAAACAACGAGACGAACCACCCCUGUUUCUUUCACAACGUUGAAAACAGUUCAGAUAAAGGAAACGCCAUUUGUACAACCGACCACUGUCACUAGAAGAUACGUGAGAGUGGACGAACAAGCCGAUUCAAAUUCAAGGCUGCAGGACGCAGAAAAAUUGCAUCGAGCGAGCAGAAAAUUUAGUUUAUCCGGGAUUAUAGGUAUAAUCGUGGGCAUAAUAACAGGAAUAGCAGUGUCGUCUAUGGUGGUGAUCAUCAUUCUAAGAAGAAGGAAGACAUGCAAACGUGGUGCGAACGGAUCAGCCUUAUCAGAGGACAGCGACGUUCGUUUUCUAACAUCCGAUGAGAUUUUAGACUUCACUUUAGCCAGACCCAGCGAUAACGACGAAACAUAAACGAAACUUUCCAAUAACAAUAUCAAAACUCGUUCAGAUACGAGUUACCGAAAGUUUUCGUGAUGAUGUCUGGGUCGUGGUUAUUGCAGCAGAGUUUAGCUUCUAUAUGUAAAUGUAAUUAUGUAUUUAACAAUCGAAGCGGGAUUAACAUAUUGAGUGCCAUAUUAUACAAAUCUGACGUAGUGCGCGUGACUGGCAAGUUGACAUGCGAUCCAAUGCGAUCGACACUGUAUUCGAGUGCCAACUUUCAAGAAUUUAACACUUAGAAUUCUCAUACAGAUUAGUAUGGUAGAAAUCAUUUUGCAAAUUGUAUAUAAUUUUGUUAAUUUGAUUAGAUUCGAAUUAACUCGGCCAUUAACAAGCUUUUAUACAUAAUUGCCAAAUUUUUUUAUAAUGGAUAUUGAUAGUCGAAAUAAUUAAAAAUUAAUAUUUUUUAAUUUCUUUGAGAUUUUAUGACAACUGGUUUCUGUUUAACAUGUUUUUAUUUAAUUGUUUUUCAUUUAACUGGUUUAUAUUUAACAAGCUUUUAAAUGGUUUUCAUGUAACUAGUUUCUAUUUAACAUGUUUUUAUUUAUCUGGUUUUCAUUUAACUAGUUUCGGAUUACCAAGUUUUUAUUUAACUGGCUUUGAUUUAACUUGUUUAUAUUUAACAAGCUUUUAUUUAAGUGGUUUUCAUUUAACUAGUUUCCAUUUCACAUGUUUUUAUUUAUUUGGUUUUCAUUUAACUAGUUUCUGGUUACCAAAUUUUUAUUUGACUGCUUCUAAUUUAACUAGUUUCUAUUUAACAAGUUUGUAUUUAACUGGUUUUCAUUUGAUUGGAUUUCAUUAAACUGAUUUCCAUUUAAACUAGUUUCUAUUUAACUGAUUUCCAUUUAAUUAGUUUUUAUUUAAGUUUUUAUUUGACUAAUUUCACUUUGACUGGAUUCUGUUCAACAUGUUCUUAUUUAUCUGGUUUCCAUUUAACUAGUUUCUGGUUACCAAGCUUUUAUUUAACUGGUUUCUACUUGACAAGUUUCUAUUUAACAAGCUUUUAUUUAAAUGGUUUUCAUGUAACUAGUUUCUAUUUAAUAUGUUCUUAUUUAUCUGGUUUUCAUUUAACUAGUUUCUGGUUAUCAAACUUUUAUUUUAGUUGUUUUAUAUUUAACAAGUUUCUAUUUAACCGGUUUUUAUUUGAUUGGAUUCCAUUAAAGUGAUUUCCAUUUAAACUAAUUUCUAUUUAACUGAUUUCCAUUUAAUAAGUUUUUAUUUACUAGUUUCCAUUUGACUAUAUGCUAUUUAACUGCUUUCGACCUAACUGGCUUCCAUUUAAGUGAUAUCCACUUAACUGAUUUUCGUUUAAAUAGAAAUAAUUUCUAACUCAACAUUUUUGUAUAAAAAUUUGAAGAACAAUUGUAACUUUGAAUCUAUGAUUAAGAGUUAAAAGUAUUAUAUUUUCACUCGUUGCAAUACACUUAAUUAAUUUUUAAUUGUAAGAGGAAACGAUGAAUGCCUGUCCACAACAAAAUCGCUGCGUACAGUGAUACAUGAAAGCUAGAGUAUACUUGAAUGUACACGAUAUAUAAUUAACUAAAAAAACACAAUGGCGCUCAAAGUGUUAAUAGUUUGACAAGUAGGUAGAUAGUCGAUAAGUAAUUGUAAGUUGUAUUCCGUUGGUGUAAAUGCAACAAAAACGAACAAACUUUUUAACGGAGAUUCAAAUAAAGUAUUACGUUGUUUAGGGUAAUUUGUUCCCCA
Messenger RNA from Megachile rotundata (alfalfa leafcutting bee), 4189 nucleotides. RefSeq lists its product as uncharacterized. Gene Ontology annotation, cellular component: membrane. The record is from RefSeq and is a predicted model, not a curated record. NCBI's taxonomy places the organism in Eukaryota, Metazoa, Arthropoda, Insecta, Hymenoptera, Megachilidae.